Molecule: messenger RNA, 865 nt
Organism: Saccoglossus kowalevskii
Lineage: Eukaryota; Metazoa; Hemichordata; Enteropneusta; Harrimaniidae
Cellular component (GO): membrane
Source: RefSeq, a predicted model, not a curated record
CUUAUUGGACUGGGCUGAUCUCAUCUGACUUGGUAUAAUUGGACUCACGCAAAGACACCUGUUGAUUUUUGGUUUCAACAUGCCUUCGACAAUCUCUGACGAACUACCGUUAAUCGCCGACGACCCACCAGUGAACUUUGAGGUCUCGAGACCGACAGUGGAUGGUUCAGUGGAAGGCGUGCGGGGAACAAGGCGAUUGAAUCGCACCAACGAACAGGGAUACCAGUCACGAACGGCGUCUAGGCUUGGGAUAGCACAUAUUACUGUCGGCUCGGUGAUCGUGGUGUUGGGUAUAGCAACAGUGUAUUUCCAGUGUGUGUUGUAUUUCAUAGCCUUGCCAUUAUGGACUGGGUCGUUUUUUGUUUCAACAGGAUCCGUGGCAAUCAUCUCAUCAAGAAAAACACAGAAAUACACGAUAACAACUUAUAUGGUGUGCUCUUGUGUUUCUAUUUUAUUCGCGUUAUCAUUGGUCGUAUUUGGGACACAUGGUAUUUGCGAAGAACAAGCAUGGCAUAGCGACAAUAAGGAUGAACUUGAAUUCAAGGCCGGGCGAUCGAUUAUAUAUGCACGUUUGGCAAUUGAUGGAGGUAUAGUUGCCAUGGCAAUUGCUGAGUUGAUAUUGUCUAUGUUAUCAGUAUCUGUAAGCAGAAGGGGACUUCAAAUACUGGCGUUCGAACAACAACGGUCACACCAUCCGGUUUACAUUGUACCCGUCACUGCACAUAAGCGGCCGAUCCGCAAGGCACCACGGUCAGCGGGUAACCGUAGGCAAGAUGGAGCAGUCUAUGUACCAACCAAACACACAGAUGAACCAACACUUCCACUUGCAACAGUGGUAGAGGAAGUGGAUGGACAAGACACAUGA